AUGGAAGGAGGAUGGAAGAAGGUGAGGGAGGAGGCGAUCACCUCCAUCGCGGUCAUCGCAGGUGUCAUGGAAAAGGAUUUUGUGCAGUACUAUGACAGCAUCAUGCCAAUGUUGAAGCAGUUUGUGAUGACUGCCACAAGCAAGAAGGAGAACCGCUUGCGUGGCAAGUCCUUCGAAUGCAUGUCCCUGUUGGGCAUUGCUGUUGGCAAGGAGAAGUUCUUGAACGAUGCCAAGGAAGCCAUUAAUGCCAUGAUGAACACACAGGUGGAGGCUGAUGAUGUCCAGCGGGAGUACAUCAAGGAAGCCUCCGAACGUAUCUGUACCUGUCUCAAAAAGGACUUUGCUCAAUUCCUCCCACCGCUGCUGCCGGGGAUUUUCAGGAAUUUGCGCAUUGACGAGAUGCAUGCACCUGCAGCCAGUGGGCUCGAUGAUGACGAUGAUUCCUACGUGAAGGUCCUGACUGGUGAUGGCAAAACCGUGCGAGUACACACCGAGAAGUUCCAAGACAUGAUGCAAUCAGUUCAGCUGCUCCACACCUUUGUUACAGAGAUGGAAGGAGGCUACUUCGAAGCUAUCACUGAGACAGCCAAGGUUCUGCUGCCGCUGCUGACUGCCACAGACGAGAUGUCAAUGCUCUGUGAUGAGGUUCGUGGCACAGCCUUGCAGGUUUGGAGUUUGCUCAUCAAAUCGGCGCGGCUGGGUGCACAGGAACGGGGCCAGCCAAAUGACAUGGCGAAGCAACUCCUGGGAACGGGUUUGCAGGCCGUGUUUGUGCAGCUGGAACAGAACCAGGAGACGGAUUUCCUGCAUGAAAUCUCCUCGGGUGUUGCGGAGUGCAUCAAGAACGUUGGACCUGGUGUGCUGGGUAGCGACGAGGUGAGAACGCUCGCUCAGAGGGUCUUCGCGCUCAUGGACCAGUCGCUGCAAAGAAGUGCAAAGCAUGCUUCUGAAGAGCUAAAGAACAAGCAAGAGGCGAGCCAUCUUCCCCAGGAGCUUCACGGUGGGGAUGAAGAUGAUGAUGAGCAGGGCCCGGCGGCAGAUGAGGACCAGCUGCGAAGGAACUACGAAGAGAUCUUGGGAGCAAUGAUGAAGGUUUCCCCAGCGGAGUUCCUGCCAUGUUUGCCACAAUGUGCUGAGCGCAUUCAGCAAUGGGUGGCGACCAAGGAGAACAAGGUCCUUGGCCUGUACUUGGUGUGCGAUCUCCUGGAUAAUUUGAAGGAACAUUCUGAGAGCGCAUGGCCAAUCUUCAUGCCCAAGAUUUUUGAGUCGAUCUUCGACGUUGAUGCAGAUGCAAGGAGAUGGGUUAUGAUGGGGGAGCAGAACUCACCGCGCAGGAGACCAGAGACGAAACGGGAAACGGACAGUUCUCAGCACUUUCGGCUCCAGGACUCGCAGCUGUGGAAUGUGGGUCUAGUGAAGGAAUUGCAAGAGGCGCCAUCCAUGCGGCUACUUUUGCUGAGUCCUGUAGGAGGCCUGAGCGGUGAGGGAUGGACGCUUCUGCUUUGCACUUGCUUGGUCCUGGCUGGAGGGAUGUUGCACGGUGUGGCCAUGGCCAUGCGGAAAUUCUUUGGUCAAGGACACAUCGAGUAUUGGAAGCAGCCCCGGUGGUGGCUGGGAGUGCUUUGUGAUGGAACAGCUGGACUCAUGAUUUGGCCAGCGAUGCCCAUCCUGGCGGCGCAGGUUCUGAUGCCCUUGGCCACGGUCGCGCAGCUGCUGGUGGCCUAUUCCUUGGGCCUUUUCUUCUUCCGGGAGCAGGUGUCCAUCUUCAACCACUUUGGCGUGGUCUUGGCGACAGUCGGUGUCGUCGGCAUUUCUGUCACGAGUCCUCUUCACGCGGCAGAGCCGGGAAUCAUCUCAGUGCAGAGAUGGCUACAACCACGCUUCCUGGGCGUUCUGCUGGGCUGCGCUUCGCUGCCCUGCAUGGCCUUUGCGCUGAAUUUGCCGAAGGCAUGUUGCUGGGCACUGGCCACCGCGAUCUGUGAAGCUCUACAGUUUUUGAGCUCUCGAACUCUGGCAGAUGCAUUGCUGACCUGGGACCAGGAGGUGCACGUGUCAGCUGCUGUCGCUGCUGGGCUUCUGAAGGGCACGUGCAUUCUAUGCAUCAUGCACUUCCAGCAGUUGGGCUUCGAGGCGGGGCUGUCGCGCUUCGUGGGACUCUUCAUGGUGGCGACCAACCUGCUGACGGUGGCCAUGUGCCUGGCCUUCUUUGGCGACCAGGUGGUCGUGUCGUGGAACUUCAUGGGCUCUGCUUGCUCCACGUUCCUCGGCAUUUGGCUCUUGAACCGGCCAGAGGUGCCCACUCCCAAAGAAGUCCGCCAAAGAAGUCCGCCGACAGCGGAGUAG
Molecule: messenger RNA, 2343 nt
Organism: Durusdinium trenchii
Lineage: Eukaryota; Dinophyceae; Suessiales; Symbiodiniaceae
Source: the annotation of a GenBank genome assembly